AUGAAUUAAUUGUUAAAUAAUUUAAAGUUUCAUAAGCCAUUUUUUAAGUUAAAUACAGCAUAGAUUGAAAUACUAAAAGAUCCUGUAGACUUUUAUGUGAAUUUACAUAAAGGAAUAAAAAAUGCUUAAAAGAGAAUAGUAUGGAGUACAUUAUAUAUUGGAAAUGGAAAUAUGGAAGAAUUUUUAAUAGAGAGUUUAUCUAAUUAAUAAAGAAGAUUUGAAUAGUUAAGGAUUUCUUUAUUGAUGGACUAUUAUAGAGGGACAAGAAGAGAUAAGAAAAAUCAUUAGACUCCUAUUGAUCAUUAUCUUUACUUAAGAAUGCAAAAUUUAUACUCUAAUAAUAUGAAACUUGGAUUAAUGAGACAUCCAUUCCUCCCUCAAUUUGCUAAUAUGCUUGAAGAAUCUGCAGCUAGAGAAAUUUUCAAUGUUCAUCAUAUGAAAUGGUAUAUCUUUGAUAAUCGAGUAAUUUUAACAGGAGGUAAUUUAAUAAUUAAAUAUAUAGCUAAUUUAUAAGAACAGUACUUUAUUAAUAGAUAAGAUAGAUAUAUGGUAUUUCAUGAAGCUAAUGAAUUAGCAGAUUAUUUAGAUGAUGCAUAAUCAGCAUUAUUAUAACAUGCUUAUUAUGUGGAUUUUGAUUCAAAUUCUAAAUUUGAUCCUUUAAGAGCUCAACCUUUUAAGAGAUAAUAAUAUUUUAAAGAAUUCCAUUAAACUUGGAAGAUCUUCAAAUUUAGUUAUAAAGAAGCAGCUGAAAUUAAAAGUGAUGAUGAAGAAUAUUAAGAAUAGUAAUAAGAAAAAGUAUAAAAGCAAGAAGAGGAUAAUGAUAAUAAUAUAAAAUAAGAAUAAGAAUAAGAAGAAGAAUUAUCUAAAGAAGAAAUGUUAUAAUUUUAUGAAAGGGAUUUAAUUGUAGAAUAGAAAAUAUAAGAAAGAAAAGAAUAAGCAAAAUUAAUGUAAAUUUAGUAUUAAUCAUAGUGAAGAUUGAAUAAGAGUUUCAAUAAGGGAGAUGUUCAAAACAUUAUUAAUAGAUUAGAGAAAGCCCUUUAUAAAGAUGAGGAAAGAGAAUUAGAUGAGGGAGAGGAAUGCACAGUAUUAAUUACUCUACAUAUUCCAUAUUUAUAAACUGAUGAGGACAAAUUAGUUUUUAUGAAAAUUCUAGAAAAUUUAGAUUAAUUUACAUGUAUAUUAAAUUUAUAUUUUAUUAAGCUGUUACUUUGGCAUCUGGAUAUAUGAAUUUUACUAAAACUAUUAUUAAUUUUGUGAAUAAUUGCAAGACUGAUAUUAAAUUUAUUACUGCUAGUCCAGGAGCAAAUGGAUUUCAUAAGGCUGGUAAAGCUAAAUCAUUUAUUCCUAUUUUAUAUCGUUAUUUUGAAUUGGAUAUUGAUAAACCAAUAUUCGAAUACAAAAGAAAUGGUUGGACAUUUCAUACUAAAGGGUUUUGGGCUGAACUUUAAGAUGGUUCUACAAUGACAAUUAUAGGUAGUUCUAAUUAUGCUGUAAGAUCAGAAAAAAGAGAUAAUGAAAUAUAAGCUUAUAUUUUUACUCAAUGUCCUAUGUUUAAAUAAGAUUUAAAAAAAGAAUAAAAUUACUUAUUAAAUUAUGCUGAAAAAAUAACAAAGGAAGAAAUAAUUAAAGAUAAUGAAAUCAAAAUUAAUUGGAAAAUAAAGUUAUUAUCAAAAAUUUUUAAAUCAAUGAUGUGA
Paramecium primaurelia is the source of this 1694-nucleotide messenger RNA. The record is from the annotation of a GenBank genome assembly. Lineage: Eukaryota; Ciliophora; Oligohymenophorea; Peniculida; Parameciidae.